Somion occarium is the source of this 2002-nucleotide messenger RNA. NCBI's taxonomy places the organism in Eukaryota, Fungi, Basidiomycota, Agaricomycetes, Polyporales, Cerrenaceae. The record is from the annotation of a GenBank genome assembly.
GCCAAGUGAUGGCAGUACCUUUUUGGUUAAUCUUGUCUACCAAUUGUUCUCUUUCAAUCACCACCAAGGCAAUACAAACCAUUGUCAUGUCGUCGUUGCGCUCAAAUUGUACAAGGACGCUUCUUGUCUUGAAAUAUUGUCUACUUUUAGCGCCAGUUACCAAGGAGCUAUUACAAUGCAGCGCGAAGCCAUAAAUUGGGAAUCGAUUCGGAUGUAUUCAGCCCAAAAUUCGCCACCCCGACGCCCCACCAGUCUCACCUAGGAUUUGUAAUGGAGAAGUGGCAUGCCUUACUAUACCCUGCCAGCUGGCAGAAGCCCAAACGUGCACCGUCCAAUCUUCAGGAAUACAUAUCAAAAGCCAUUCUUCCCUCAAUGGCCAUCGCCAGUUGUGCACCACAACUUCCUCCACAAGGACAUGGAGCCCAUAGGAAUCACCUGACAGCUCGUCCUGAGAUCUGGCGCAGAUUAGAAGUCUUGCACAGUAUCGUCCCCGAGUACUUUGACAACGUAUCCAAGUGGUAUGUGGGGCGUUACAUUCCUAGCAAUGACCUUAAUGUCCCCGAUGGCGACGAAGUAAGAGGAGAUCAGUUUACCCUGCGCAGCGAGGGUUUCGAUGUUCAGGAAAGAAUGAUUGGAUACCCCGGAAAUAUGGAUCGUGUAGUUCGUUGGGUCGUCGAGUUCCCGUUAUUGACUGUUGAAAGAACCCUACAUCUGACAUUCCAGCAAACCCUGGAGUGGACCUUCGAUACGUCAAUGAGUGAUCUUGAUGUCGACAGAGAACUCUUUAGGACAGUCUGUUGGACUCGCACGCAAGUCGGCGAGACAACCAAAGACGCCGAGUGCGCCUUGAUGGUUUUCAUUCAACCCCCUUGGAUCAUGACACCCUAUGAGCUGAAGAGUUUCAGUGAUUGUCCAGGAUUACGCAUAGAUACAGAGACAUACAAGGGGAAGGAGCGUACAUGGUCUAAGGUGUGGGAUUAUUGCUUCCGCAAGAAAUGCCACUGGUUCAUUUUUACCACUUACCGCGGUUGGGUGUUUGGCGCAUUCUCCAGAGGUUGGACCCGUGGAUUUGCUACACCUGUUUUCCAAUACAACUCGACGUCGCCAAAUAUUCUAGAGGGUCUAAUAUUUUGGAUUAGCUCCGCUAUGGGCUUGGCCGAUGGUUGGCAUAUUCCGGAGGUUAGUGAAGAUUGCUACGUAUCCUUCGACUAUCCCUGCACAAUCUACGAUGCUAUGGGUACUUGCGAGAAGUGUAAUGAAGAGGAUAUGGCUUUCGCAUUGUCAAUUGUAGCGGAACCGGUCACCUCGCAUAACUUACGCUCAACGAUUCCGGCGCCUCCCUUGCAUAGCUUCCCACCACCUCCACCUUCGGAUACAAGUUGGGGAGAAGGAUCACUUGGUUGCCUCCAAGAUUCACUCUCCGAGAACUCUCUUGAAGAUGGGAACAGUGAGACUCGCCUGUCUCCCGAUGGGCUAUUGAACAACAAAAUGGUUCUUUACCCUGAUCCUAAUGCACUCGCACCAGGGACUUGGCGGGAGUCGAUCUCCAAGUGGGACGGUCAAGCAAAUGUGUUGACAACGGGCGAGGAAACCCCCCGAGCCGGUUCUCCGCUACCUCAAGACCCCGAUGACAUGGAUCAGUCUGAUGAUGGGUCUGAUGACUCGACGGUCGUGGAGUUACCCCCAACGAAGAAUGCACUGGGACUGUGGCUGACCAGUAACCCAAUCGAGAUGCGAUUCGACGAUACAUACUUGGAAUGAAGGAGAGCGUUUCUGUGGACCCAUAUACUAUAUACUGUAAUUUUCCACUUGCCUUUGAUAAUGCAGAUUGCUUUCAUUUCCGUUGCUUAUGUCGACAACGACGCGUCUUAAUUAUUCCCGUGACCGUGUCGCUGUGACGCCGGCGCGCUUGUAACACGCCUGACGCACAUGGCCCGAUCACUUUGUACCUCGAACCGGAACGUUCAAGAUGGGCGCAACGAGCAUACCUGGUCCAUCCUCC